Molecule: messenger RNA, 1133 nt
Organism: Drosophila nasuta
Lineage: Eukaryota; Metazoa; Arthropoda; Insecta; Diptera; Drosophilidae
Gene: Rheb
Product: Ras homolog enriched in brain
Exons: 5
Coding region: 249-797 (182 amino acids)
Biological process (GO): signal transduction
Cellular component (GO): membrane
Molecular function (GO): GTP binding; GTPase activity
Source: RefSeq, a predicted model, not a curated record
AAUACCGAUAAUUCUAGUUGUCGCUACAACAGCUUAGUGCAAGAAAUAAUACAUAAUUUAAUUAAACAAUAAAAAAAAUUGCAUUGCGUUGUAACCAAUUUGACUGUGAUAGCAUCAAGUAUUUUUGAAGCGAAUCACAUAGCUCAAAAAGAGGCACAGGUGAAUCGCAGCUCACACAAAUACACACAUUGUUGAAAGCAACAACAACAAUUGUACAAAGUUGAAAUAAUUAAUUGGCGUACAUAACAAUGCCACCAAAAGAACGCAAUAUAGCUAUGAUGGGUUACCGUUCAGUCGGUAAAUCAUCGCUCAGUAUACAGUUUGUUGAAGGCCAAUUCGUGGACUCUUAUGAUCCAACUAUUGAAAAUACAUUCACCAAGGUUACGCGAGUCAACUCGCAGGAUUAUGGCGUUAAACUGGUCGAUACAGCUGGACAGGACGAGUAUAGCAUAUUUCCGGUACAAUAUAGCAUGGAUUUCCAUGGCUAUGUGUUGGUAUAUUCCAUAACUAGUCAAAAGUCCUUUGAAGUUAUCAAAAUUAUCUACGAAAAGCUGUUGGAUGUGAUGGGCAAGAAAUACGUACCUGUUGUCUUAGUUGGAAAUAAGAAAGAUUUGCAUCAAGAGCGCACAGUUUCCACAGAAGAGGGCAAGAAACUGGCUGAAUCCUGGCGAGCAGCAUUUCUCGAAACAUCUGCUAAACAAAAUGAAUCUGUGGGCGACAUUUUUCAUCAAUUACUGAUGCUAAUUGAGAACGAGAAUGGCAAUCCACCAGAGAAGAGCAGUUGUAUUGUAUCAUAAGUGUAAAGCGAAAAUGGCAAUGGCAAUAUGAAAUCGGUUCAUUAUCUAUUCUUAUGUAAAGAAUUUUUGUCUGAGAAGCAUGAAAACAUAUACAAACUAGUAGUUACUAAGCUAAUACGGCAAAUAAAAACAAAAACACAAUCACACAAAAACUAACAACAAAUAUUGAGGUGCCACAAAUUAAUGCCCAGCAGCGAUUGUGGUAGCCGUUUAGAAAACAAAGCAGGUUUAAGUUAGUAAACUUUUUCACAAUAACAAUAACAGUUACAAAAUUUAUAUGCAAAACUUACAAUGUCUUUAGUUUCAAUUUAAAUAUAAUUUGUACUAUUAAUCCAA